Messenger RNA from Peromyscus leucopus (white-footed mouse), 1766 nucleotides. RefSeq names its product spermine synthase (gene Sms). The transcript is spliced from 11 exons. Gene Ontology annotation, molecular function: spermine synthase activity. The record is from RefSeq and is a predicted model, not a curated record. Gene Ontology annotation, biological process: spermine biosynthetic process. Lineage: Eukaryota; Metazoa; Chordata; Mammalia; Rodentia; Cricetidae. Bases 195 to 1295 code for a protein of 366 amino acids.
CUGCUUCCUCCUCUAAGGAGGCGGGUCGGCCCCGCCCCUGCGCCCCGGGUCGCUCCCCGCGGCCCCGCCCACCUCCUACUCCUGGCCUCCCCCGGCGCAGCGCACUCCCCGCCGGCCCGCAGCUUGACACGCCGCGCGGUCCCUCAGUCUCCCGCGGUCGCCUCCCCAGGCAUGGCACAGGGCCUCGCCACACUAUGGCAGCAGCGAGGCACAGCACGCUCGACUUCACGCUCGGCGCCAAAGCUGACGGUGAGGCCAUUCUGAAAGGCCUUCAGUCCAUUUUUCAGGAGCAUGGGAUGGCAGAGUCAGUGCACGCCUGGCAGGACCAUGGCUAUUUAGCAACCUACACGAACAAAAAUGGCAGCUUUGCCAAUUUGAGGAUUUAUCCCCAUGGAUUGGUGUUGCUGGACCUUCAGAGUUACGACAGUGACGCACAAGGCAAACAAGAAACUGACAGCCUUUUGAACAAAAUAGAAGAAAAAAUGAAAGAACUGAGUCAGGACAGAACUGGGCGGGUGAAGCGUUUACCACCCAUAGUUCGAGGAGGGGCCAUUGACAGAUACUGGCCUACUGCUGAUGGGCGCCUGGUUGAGUAUGACAUAGAUGAAGUGGUGUAUGAUGAAGAUUCACCAUAUCAGAACAUUAAAAUUCUACACUCAAAGCAGUUUGGAAAUAUUCUCAUCCUCAGUGGUGAUGUUAAUUUGGCAGAGAGUGACUUGGCGUAUACCCGAGCCAUCAUGGGCAGCGGUAAAGAAGAUUAUUCUGGCAAAGAUGUACUGAUUCUGGGAGGUGGAGAUGGUGGCAUAUUAUGUGAAAUUGUCAAACUGAAACCAAAGAUGGUCACCAUGGUAGAGAUUGACCAAAUGGUAAUUGACGGAUGUAAGAAAUACAUGCGAAGAACAUGUGGAGAUGUCUUAGACAAUCUUAAAGGAGACUGCUAUCAGGUUCUCAUAGAAGACUGUAUUCCAGUACUGAAGAGGUACGCCAAAGAAGGGAGAGAAUUUGAUUAUGUGAUUAAUGAUUUGACAGCAGUCCCAAUCUCAACAUCUCCAGAAGAAGAUUCUACAUGGGAGUUUCUCAGACUGAUUCUCGACCUGUCCAUGAAAGUUCUGAAACAGGAUGGGAAAUACUUCACACAGGGGAAUUGUGUCAAUUUGACUGAAGCCCUGUCGCUCUAUGAAGAACAGCUGGGGCGCCUGUAUUGUCCUGUGGAAUUCUCAAAAGAGAUUGUCUGUGUCCCUUCAUACUUGGAAUUGUGGGUAUUUUACACUGUUUGGAAGAAAGCUAAGCCUUAAAGAUGAGCAUCCCCUGAAUGUCGUGUGCUGCAAGCCGCCUUCCUGACUUCCAUAUGUCCUAUAUACCAUCAACUGAGUCAGGCAACUGGUCACGAAUUCCUUCAAGUGUUUUUUUUUAAUUAUUAUUUUUAAUUUAAAAAAGCCAAUGGGAAAAUGUAUAUUUUAAUGAGCUAGGGUGUUAAUUUUUGAAAGUCAGCUGAAGGACAAUUAGACAGCCCAGCAAAGACUGCGGAAUGCACUGACCCCCUAGAAUGUGAUUUUAGUAUUUUUUUUUCUCUGUGUGGGGUUUGGGUUUUAGUAGAUUUUAAUUUGGACAUGUGGAGGAGUAAAUAUCAUUGUUUUAUUCUGGAGAGAAGUUCCUGAUAGUGUUCCCCCCCCCAUUCCCAAAUUGACUUAGAUAUUAAAAUUUGGUGCUUUAAAAAGACUUAAGUGAUUAGCAGUGCUUCAAUUAAAAUUACAAAAGAGACCUUU